UUGGACUGUUGACUCAUUCAUGUUUGACAUUCAUUGCCCACAAACUGUGACUUUUCAACAACCAUAAGCAACUUGAUGAGAAAGGUGAUUUCGUUGAAGAUAUUAUUGCUGCGAUAUUCACUCGCUCCUGCCCGGCUAUAGACACAUUGACGUCAUCAUUGAGUGGUUUUCAGUUUAUUCAACCACAGAACCAAAGCUCCAAGUCUUGACUUAAUCAGAUCAAGGUAAUCAUGCCUGAUCGUUCAGAAGUCGCCUACUUUGGUGCUGGCCCAGCCCCUCUUCCUACUCCUGUCAUAGAAGAGAGCGCAAAGGCUUUUGUCAACUUUGACAGUACCGGCUUGUCCCUGGCUGAGAUCUCCCAUCGGUCUCCCACUGCCAACAAAGUUUUGGCCGAUGCCAAGGAGGCCUUGACAAAGUUAUACGAUGUGCCCACCGAUGAGUACGAAAUCUUCUUCAUGCAAGCCGGUGGAACGGGAGAGUUCAGUGCCGCCCUCCAAAAUUUGGUAGGAGCUUUUAUCGAGAAAAGGCGGAGGAAGGCAGUCGCCGAGCUUGGCGAAGGAAAGGACGACCAAGUCCUCGAACGCGUCAAAAAGGAGAUUGAGUCCGACUUGAAAGCUGACUACCUAGUCACCGGAUCAUGGUCUCUCAAAGCCAGUCAGGAAGCAACAAGACUGAUUGGAUCGAAGUAUGUCAAUGUCGCUAUUGACGCCAGAAAAAGCAACAACGGCAAAUUCGGUGUCAUCCCUCCCGAAAGUGAAUGGAAGCUGUCCCCAACCAGUGCGUUGAUCUAUUACUGCGACAAUGAGACUGUCGAUGGUGUGGAGUUUCCCAGUUUUCCCGAAUCACUCAAAACCAAACCUGGAGAGGACGACAAGAUUGUUGUCGCAGAUUUCUCGAGCAAUUUUCUUAGCCGCAAAAUCAAUGUCAGGGACUAUAGUGUCAUCUUUGGCGGCGCUCAAAAGAACCUAGGAAUAGCAGGCAUUACAGUAGCUAUUGUUCGCAAAACAAUCCUAGACCUGGUCCCGCCACCGACCUUCCUUCACCAACUCUCUUCAGUCCUGCCAACCUCAGGCGCUCUCCCACCUAUCAUGUUUUCUUUCUCCACUAUCGCCUCUAACAACAGUCUAUACAACACGCUCCCUGUUUUCAAUCUCUACGUCGCCACCCUUGUCCUGCAGAGCUUGGUCUCCAAAUUCGGUGAAGAAAAGGUGGCCGGUCAAGAGGAAAUUGCCAACACCAAGGCGAAGCUGAUAUAUGACACUCUCGACUCAUAUCCUGAUGUCUUUUAUGUUGUCCCAGACAAGAGUGUGCGCAGUAGGAUGAACAUCUGUUUCCGAAUCGUCACAGGAAAGUCAGACGAUGGUGUUAAACCGGAUGAGGCACGGGAAAAGGCAUUCUUGUCGGGGGCAGAGAAGCGGGGACUUCUCGGGCUGAAGGGUCAUCGAUCAGUUGGUGGAAUUCGAGCCAGCAACUACAAUGCAGUCCCUCUGGAGAAUGUGCAGAAACUAGCAAAUUGGUUGACCGAGUUUGCCAACUCAUGAGUUUAUCAAUUCGGAAUGGGACCACACCAUUAUUCGGCAACAGGCCCUCAGAGACGAUAGAGUUGAACGUUCAACUACCCAAAAGAAUACAGGCUAGGAAGUGGAAAGCAAAACACACGAAAUAUUGUCUUCACGUGACCUUCAAGCCCGUAGACUGAUCAGUCUACGCAUUUGUCGGUGGUCGUUCUUGUUUGUGGCCUUGGCAUCGAAUCGACUGAUGACCCUGAUCCUCACGCGAUUCCAGGUGGGCAGACCUACAUACCAAAGUAGCCAGUUAAAUGAAGACGUAGACUAAUCUGCGAAACUGUGCCUGGA
Molecule: messenger RNA, 1856 nt
Organism: Exophiala mesophila
Lineage: Eukaryota; Fungi; Ascomycota; Eurotiomycetes; Chaetothyriales; Herpotrichiellaceae
Product: phosphoserine transaminase
Exons: 2
Coding region: 231-1541 (436 amino acids)
Biological process (GO): L-serine biosynthetic process
Cellular component (GO): cytoplasm
Molecular function (GO): pyridoxal phosphate binding; O-phospho-L-serine:2-oxoglutarate transaminase activity
Source: RefSeq, a predicted model, not a curated record